This is a messenger RNA of Mobula hypostoma (lesser devil ray), 10065 nucleotides long. RefSeq names its product synaptic vesicle glycoprotein 2B-like. Gene Ontology annotation, cellular component: synaptic vesicle membrane; neuron projection. Bases 757 to 2901 code for a protein of 714 amino acids. NCBI's taxonomy places the organism in Eukaryota, Metazoa, Chordata, Chondrichthyes, Myliobatiformes, Myliobatidae. Gene Ontology annotation, biological process: chemical synaptic transmission; transmembrane transport. The transcript is spliced from 13 exons. The record is from RefSeq and is a predicted model, not a curated record. Gene Ontology annotation, molecular function: transmembrane transporter activity.
GUGCAAUCUAGAUUGCAGCAUUUGGGGCUGUCUGCCCGCCUCGAAGGAGUUAAAUGUGAAUAAGCCUCUCACUAAUAUGUGAGUUAUGUCAACACGCUUCGAUACAGCGUCCUAGAUCUCCUAUUUAUCUUCCCGGAUCAGUUGUGGAGCUCGCAUCCUCUUUUCCCUGCCCUGCCUCCUCCCCUCGCUCCUCCUCCUCCUCCUCGGCUGUUGCUUGCGGAGGCUGUGGCGAGAGUGACCUAGCAGAGCGGAUUCCGCAGUCCGGGACUCGGGUCGCCGGCUGACCUCGCCUGACAAGAGCUUUAUUACCAUCCCCACUCGACCAUUUUAAGUCCGUGCGGCCAAGCCCGUCUGAUCCGAAGUGGGAGAUGCUGUCAUCCUGUUUAUUGCGAAAUUUACCAUUGGGGCUGAUCAAUGAAUCCUGCUAAAGGUUAUUCAUCACUUCAAAGCUCCAACAGAGCUCGAGGGCUGUGCUUUUUAGAACUGACUGGAAGGAUUGCCUUGCUCUCUCCCUGAUUACACCCGUCUCCCUCUGGGAGAGAUGCAGUGACUUCAUUGUGGAGCUGAAGAACCAGUUAAAGGAUUCAGUGUUAUUUCUUCAACUGAGUUCUCCUGGGAAAUCAACAGAAGAACAUCUAUCACUUGCCAUUAUAUUGAUUGUGCCUGUCUUUUACCAGUGGAAAUACGUUGUUGAUAAGACCAUGUCCCUGUAGUCGAGGUGUACGUUGGAAAAAAAUCUAGUUUUUAGAAAGCAUAAUGGACGACGGAUUUGGGAAUAAUUCAAACUUCUUCCAAGGAGCUAAGGACAUUGCCAAGGAGGCCAAGAGGCAUGGAAGGAUGCAGGACUCCUACAAUCGAUAUGAUGGCGGUGGGGACUAUGCCUCCUACGAUGGGGAUUAUUACAACAGUGGUGAGCCUCAAGUGCAGGAGGACGCUGACAGCGAUGCCACGGAGGGGCACGACGAAGAUGAUGAAAUCUAUGAGGGGGAAUAUCAAGGAAUCCCCCACCCCGAUGACAUUAAAGCCAAUCGGAUGGCAGCAGCUCAACCCAUUUCAGAUGAGUACAGGGACCAAGCAGACCUCAUGGCGGAGCGCAUGAAGGACGAGGAGCAGCUGGCGCACCAGUACGAGUCGAUCAUUGAGGAGUGCGGGCACGGGCGUUUCCAGUGGAUGCUCUUCUUUGUCCUCGGUUUGGCCCUAAUGGCUGAUGGAGUAGAGGUGUUUGUGGUAGGCUUUGCACUGCCCACAGCGGAAAGAGACAUGUGCAUGUCAGACUCCAAUAAAGGAAUGCUGGGGUUAAUAGUGUAUUUGGGAAUGAUGUUUGGAGCCUUCAUUUGGGGAGGUCUGGCAGAUAAAAUGGGCAGAAGGUAUUGUCUGAUCAUCGCCUUGAGCAUCAAUGGAGUCUUUAUUAUCUUCUCAUCGUUUGUCCAAGGUUAUGGCAUCUUCCUGUUCUGCCGACUACUUUCAGGAGUUGGCAUUGGUGGCUCCAUCCCCAUUGUCUUUGCCUACUUCUCUGAAUUCUUGUCUCGUGAGAAGCGAGGAGAACACCUCAGCUGGCUGUGCAUGUUCUGGAUGAUCGGUGGGAUUUAUGCUUCCGUGAUGGCCUGGACCAUCAUCCCACAUUAUGGCUGGGGCUUCAGCAUGGGUUCGUCCUUCCAGUUCCACAGCUGGCGCCUGUUUGUCGUCGUGUGUGCUAUUCCUUGCCUCUCUGCCCUCAUUGGUCUUGUAUUCAUGCCGGAAAGCCCACGAUACUUACUGGAGAUUGGGAAGCAUGAUGAAGCCUGGAUGAUCUUAAAGCAGAUUUAUGACACAAACAUGAGAGCUAAAGGCCAUCCUGAAGCUGUGUUCACGGUAUCCCAUAUAAAAACCCCAAUACAAAUGGAUGAGUUCAUUGAGAUUCAGAGCUCCACGGGCACUUGGUUCCAGCGCUGGCUGGUCAGGAUUAUGACCGUAGUGAAGCAGGUCUGGCAGAACAUGCUGCUGUGCUUUUUACCAAAGUACAGGAUGACAACUCUUUUCCUGGCAGUGGUUUGGUUUACCUUGUCCUUCAGCUACUAUGGACUGACUGUGUGGUUCCCAGACAUGAUCAAGUACUUUCAGAAUGAAGACUACGAAUCCAGAAUGAAAACGUUCCACCAGGAGAGAGUUGAGCACUUCACAUUCAACUUUACACUGGAAAACCAGUUACACACAGAAGGAGAGUACAUUAAUGUCAGAUUCAUUGGGAUAAAGUUCAAAUCUGUGACCUUUGAAGACUCUCUGUUUGAGGAUUGCUACUUUGAAGACAUCACAUCAACGAACACUCAUUUCAAGAACUGUACCUUUGUGGCCACCAUCUUCUAUAACACAGAUCUCUUCAAGACAAGGUUUUACAACAGCAGGUUUGUAAACAGCACGUUCCUACACAGCAAGGAAGGCUGCCAGAUUGACUUCACCGAUGAUGCUGAAACUGCCUUUCUUACCUACCUGGUCAGUUUCCUUGGGUCUUUGGCGGUGUUGCCGGGAAACAUUGUAUCUGCCCUGUUUAUGGAUAAAAUUGGAAGGAUUAAGAUGAUUGGGGGAUCAAUGCUGUUGUCAGCCAUUACCUGCUUCUUCCUGUUUUUUGGGAGCAACGAGUCAGCCAUGAUCGGAAUGCAGUGUCUGUUCUGUGGGGUCAGUAUAGCGGCGUGGAACGCAUUGGACGUGAUCACAGUGGAGCUGUACUCUACAGAUAAAAGAGCAACAGCAUUUGGAAUUCUGAAUGGACUCUCCAAGUUUGCAGCCAUACUGGGUAUAUCUAUAUUUGCCUCCUUCGUGGAAAUAACUAAGGUGAUCCCCAUCUUGCUGGCUUCUAUUGCGUUAGUGGGAGGCGCCCUGCUCGGCCUCCGGCUUCCCGAGACCCGGGAGCAAGUUCUGAUGUGAGAGGCUUCUCCAACCCAUUCUGGACUCACAGUAUACGCACAGCUGCUAACCACAUUCCUUACAGCCUGAAGCAUCCACUCCACCAUCUGUGCUUUCUGAGACUGGACAUACUUGUGGUAUCUGUACACUUAAUACAGUUUCAUGUAGCUAGUCAAUGUGUAUUUACAGAAGUUGUCCUGUACAAAUACUCUUUAGGCUGGGAUGGGAGAGGUCAGAAACCAUUGGAAGUGUUGUCUUUGGUCAGUGUUGCACACCCUUAAUUUUAAUUUCUCUUUCUUCUUUGUUAAAAAUCUUCGUACAUCUAGACCUGACCCUAUGAAGGGUCAGUACCCUGCUCUCAGUUAAUGGAUCCAUCCAUGGAAUUUCAGCCAUGCAUAUUUCAUGCCAACUUGAUAAGGUGUUGACAUUUGUGGCAGGGGAGAGGAAUUCAUGUCCCUCCCCACUGCAGAUCACAAUUAGCAACACCGAACUGGGUUGUCCCUGGUGAGAUGGCACGCCUUUAAGGGCCGCACCAUCAGUCUGACUGUUAACUCUUAGCUUCUCCUUCAGAAAUGGAGCACCAUUAGGAUAUCCUGAGAAAGCCUGCCAAGGGGUGCACUGGGCCUUUGCCGUAGGAUCUCGAAGGCCCGUCAGUGCCGCGUCUGUGUUCGCAAGUGAGUGGUGGGGCAAAGUGGCAACUCUGGUGGCCCAGAUUCAAUCCGGACCGGCAGUGCUCUCUGUGUGUGGAGUAUGCACGUUCUCCCUGUGUCCGCACGGGUUUCCUCCAGAGAGUCCUGUUUCCUCACCCAUCCCAGUGACGUCGGGUUUGGCAGGUUAGUGAUCCGCUGUGAAUUGUCCUUUGUGUAACCCCAGUGGGGAGAAUGAAGUAGAAUUAGAGUUGGAUUAGUAUGAAUGGGUGCUCAAAGGCUGGUGGGGGCCUGCUGGGGUAGAAGGGCCUAAUUCUAUGCAGUAUGACUUCAUGACUCCAUGUGAGUGGAUCUAUGGAAUGCCAUGUGGGGAUUGUGCUGGAGGUAGAUACAUUAGGGGUAUUUAAGGGAUUAUUAUAGAGGCAUGUUUAUUUAUUUAUUUAUUGAGCUACCGCAUGGAAUAGCUCUCUCCACCCAGCAACUUCUGCUUAAUCCUAGCCUCAUCAAGGGACAAUUCUACAAUGACCAAUUAACCUACCAACUAGUACAUCUUUGGGCUGUGGGACAGAACCAGCUCUGCCCUGACAAUACUCAGUGAGGCCCCACCUAACUUAUUGGUACCAGACGAAUGGCACCAACCUCACUUCCCCCGGGCCCAACAGGCUUAACAGGCUUGGUCCUUUUGUGGGAAUUGGGUUCAUGAUGCUGUCCUUUGGAAGAAUGUUAAAUCAGACUCUUGCUUGUUUUUCAUGUGGGCAUGAAUGGAGGGUGUCGCCUAGAAACGGAUUUAGUUCUGAAGAAGGGUUUCAACCUGAAAUGUCGACUGCACAGAUGCCAUAAGACCAUAAGCAUAGGAACAGCAUUAGGCCAUUCGGCCCAUCAAGUCUGCUCCGCCAUUCCCUCAUGGCUGAUUCAUUAUCCCUCUCAACCCCAUUCUCCUGCCUUUUUCCUGUUACCAUUGAUACCUUUAUUAAACAAGAACCUGUCAACCUCUGCUUUAAAUAUACCCAAUGACUUGGACUCCACAGUGUCUGGGGCAAUUAAUUCCACAGAUUUAUCACCCCCAGGCUUAAGAAAUUCCUCCUCAUUUCUGUUCUAAAGGGAUAUGCAUGUUUUCUGAGGCUGUUCCCUCUGGUCCUAUUGGAAGCACCCUUCCACAACAAUUCUGUCUAGGCCUUUCAAUAUCCAAUCGGUUUCGAUGAGAUCUCCCCUCAUUCUUCUAAACUCAAUUGAGUACAGGCUCAGAGACAUCAAAUGCUCUUUGUAGUGGAAUGGUAGUGUAGUGGUUAGCACGACACUUUACAGUACCAGUGACGUGGGAUUCACGGGGGUUCAAUUCCCGCCGGUGCCUGUAAGGAGCCCGCACCUUCUCCCCAUGGCCACAUGGGUUUCCUCCAGGUGCUCCGGUUUCCUUGCAUAGUCCAAAGACGUACCAGUUGGUAGGAUAAUUGGUCAUUGUAAAUAGUCUUCUGAUUAAGCCAGGAUUAAAUUGGCAGCACACCUGGAAGGGUCUAUUCCCAAGGGCUGUAUCUCAAUAAAUUUAUUUAAAAAAUUAACCCUUUCGUUCCCAGGAUAAUUCUCGUGAACCUCCUCUGGACCUUCUCCAAUGUCAACCCAUCCUUCCUUCGAGGCAGGGCCCAAAGGGACCCAUAGGGCUUUGAUACACGAAGAGUUCUCCACUCUGCUUCAACUCCCACAUGCAAUGGUGUGGUGUGUUUUCCAUUUCCUAUGUUAUUUUGGAGUGCAAUUGGUGGUAAAUGAAGAGAGAUAUUGCUCUUUAAGGGUCCUUCAGCAGCUAACAGAAUUCCAUCUGAAGUAGAAGUCAGCUAACUUGCCCUGUCCUUCAACACUAUUAAGGUUUGAGCACAGAAUGAUUUCCAUCUUCUGCAGAAUCUCUUGUGUUUAUUAUUAAGGCUUAUCUGCCUCAGGCAUCAAUUCUUCUUCUGUGACAUCAAUUACCUGAUUUUUCAAACUUUAUCUACCUCCUCUUGAAGUACCUCUAUUUAUCUAGCCUACACAGCCCUCCAGGGCAGCAAAUUCCAGAGAUGCACCACCCACUGAGAGAGACGCAAAUGAUAUUAAUUUUAGUUUUAAACCACCACACCUUUAUUGCAAUUAUUGUGGGUUUGAGUUAAAUUGAAAUAACAUUAUUUAAAUAAGGCAGCAGAUCUCUGAUCUCCUGGCACUGACCAACAGACAGAGUUCUGUAAGCUGCUGUAGGAACCCCAGAGAGCAACAGAUCCCUUCAGAUGCUAUUAAUUCCACUCCAGGAUACCACCACAGAAAAUGCAAGUAACGUCACAUCAUUGUAUGAGAUGCCUUGUAGCAGAGCAAUGAAUUAGUUGUAUUUUCAAUCAUACAAUAGCUGACCAGGGGACACUCCCUGUUCACCGAGGAAUGGGGACAAAGAAGUAUUCUAUUCCUCAGCUUGAUAAAUACCUUGAUAAAAACGACUAUGUAUAUGAUACACACAAAAUGCUGGAGGAACUCAGCAGGCCAGGCAGCAUCUCUGGAAGCAAGUAAGCAGUCAAAGGAAGGGGGAAGAUGCCAGAAUAAAAAGGUGGGGGGAGGAGAAAGAGGCCGGCUGGAAGGUGAUAGGUGAACCCAGGUCGGUGGGAAAAGUCAAGGUCUACAGAAGAUGUACGCGACACCUCGACCUGCAAAUAAGUUGCCAUUCCUCACUGUCACUGGGUCUAAACCCUGGAAUUCUAUACCCAACAGCACAAGGAUUGCAGUGGACCAAGAACACAGUUCACAUCCAUCUUCUCAAGGGUAACUAUGAGGAGAUAGUAAAUAAUGGCCUUACUGAUGACACUAUACCUUUAUGAAAGAAAAAUAUCAUCAUGCAACAAGCAGCACUCCAUCAUCCUAAUGACAACUAUUUCAAUGUAUCUAAUGACUCUCUUUUCCUCAGCCCUAUCCACAGAUCUCUGCAAGCAUUUUUCUUAAGCACAUAUUCAAUUUGUCAGCCUAAAAAUGAUUAUUGUGUUGAAAUUGAAAAUGUAAUUCCAUAGAGUAUCUGCAGUACAGAUGCCAAGAGCUAACUGCACCUCACAAUUUUUACUUUAAUGGUAUUCUGACAAGAAAAAUCCCACUCCAAGAUAGUAAUAAAGCUUUAUUUAUCAUUGAUGAGCCAUUAAUAUUUACCAGUCUCAGUCCAACCGCGAAUAUCGUAAAAGUUUUCCUUCCUAUGAGCUUUGCAGAGAUGCUAUACUCUGGAUUGCCUGCAGAUUCACCGGCCUGUGUGCUGAUUGGAAUCCACCAGGCGCAAAAUGUAGAAAAUAGAAGGUGAAACACCUUGGAAUACUCUGUGCAGACAGUAAGCACUUGGAAGAGAGCAGAAGCAGAGUUGUUUUAGGUGUGAAUCCUUUGCCAGGACUGCAUCCAAGCUGUUCCUGUCACCGCUCCAUCUGGCAAAGGAAGGGAAGCCAUUUACAUCACGUUUUCCACAUCUCCAACACUCUAGUGGACUGAAUUAUUUGUUCUGGAUAAGCCUAGUGUUCAUUAUCCAGCCCUAGUUACCCCCUGAACCAAGUGACAAGCUAGGCCAUUUUGGAAGGCAGCAACAAAACGCAUUCUGAUUGGUUGGUUUGGAGUCACAUACCGUCUCAAUAUGUAAAGAGGGAUUUGUUUUCCAUCCGGAGAAGUUAGAGUUAAGUUGAUAAAGUAGGUAGAAAAAUGGCGGGCUCUCUGUAGGAGGGAAGGGUUAGAUUGAUUAUAAACCGAAAGACCUGUAUUGUGAUGUUCUCUUCUUGUCAUGGUCCCUUCUGGCAAUCCCCCACCUUGCGAUUUACCUGAGGAAUUGGGCCUCAAUCCCCUCAUUUAAUUUCCAAUCAUUUCGUGGUGCUACUAAUUACACACGCCUGCUUUCCAUCAGAAAAUGCAGGAUAAAGACCCUGUGAUCACAACAAGGAGUUGCCAGUUCGUUGGUCGACUCUGGUGUGAGUAACCUCAUUUUAUGGGUCUCAGGGCUAUCAGUUCUAAGUCUAGCAUCACUUCUGGAUUCUCUCCAAACCCAAGGUUUUGGGUAAAGACUCUCCCGGAAACCAAUUCCACGCUCGCUAUGGCAGUAACGCCUCCCAACUCUGCCCUGCGCCUGUGUUCUGCACUUGGGUUUGUCCACUGCCACGCUCGUGUAACACUUCUAUGUUUUAUAAACCCCCAAAAAGAUACUACUAGGACGAUAGGGGAGAACACAUCAAAGAAGUUCUGGAAGCCUCUCUGAAAAAACUGUAACACCCUUAUUGACUCUGGAGAAACCUUCAUAUGUGGCUACUCAAAAUGGAGGAGAGACCUCCAGGAUGAUGGUGAGGACCUCUUUACUAGAAGUACUGUAUGUAGAGACCAAGGGCAAACACUCGAAGGAAAACGAAACCUCCCAAACCCUGCCCAGCCACAGUGCGGACCCUGUUUUAGAGUUAGUAAAUCCCACAGAGGUGUCUUCAGCUACCUCAGAUCCACAGAUGUGGGACUGAGGGAAUGGCCAGGGAGAAGAAGAACUGUUCUUAUCAAUAUUUAAGGAAUUUCAUAAUCACUAUUACUAACAUAAGCUUUUUUUAAAAGAUUUCUUUAAAUUCACCUACCAAAGAGGGAAUUAAUUCGUGCUUCUGGAUAAAUAUUCUAAGCCUCUGCAUUUUGGUUCACCUACUUGACUCGCUACCUUGCACCCAAUGAAAACUUUGAUGUGAAGUCAGUGUUUUUGAGCUGGAAAUAUAAUGGACAUUAUGCACACAGGAAGAUCCCACAAAUAGCAAUAAAUAAAUUCAUGGGCAUUGUGAAGCAGCUUGAAGGAUAAUUCCCCACCCCAGGGAAAAAUGUAGAGAAAAGAGAAGCAAAUCACAUAAACGGCAAAAAAAGCAAGGGAAAAACACAGAAUGUAAAACACCAAACCACAAAGUCCAGAUAUAUAUUCAGUUCGGCUCAGUUCAGUUCAAUCUAGCGCUGUGCCUUUCGUUAUCUGCAGACUGCCCCGAUCAAAGUCACACAAAAUAGCAACAAAAAUAGACUUAGAUGCAGAAUGAUCCAUUUGGAUGGUGAAAGCUUUAGUCUAUGUGCCACCUGAAUGGAUCAUCCCAUCACUAAGUACAUCGAAGUAGUACAAAAGGAAAUGAAGAAUAUAGUGAAAGUGCACUACAAGGGCCUUGAAGAGGUAGACUGAGAGAUCAGGAGUCUCUCUUUGUUGUAUAAGUGAUCCAUCCAAGGUUCGGUUGGAUAAAAGCUGUCCUUGAGCUGGUGGUAUGUGUUCUCGAGCUUCUGUGGCCUCUGCCCAAUGGAAGAGCUGGGAGGUGUUGGGGGAAGAGAGAAUGACCAGGGUAGGUUGGGUCUUUGAUUAUGUUGGCCCCUUUCCUGAGAAGGGAGUCUGGAUUUUGUGAUAGGCUGGGCUGUGUUCACAGCUCUCUGCAAUUUCUUGUGGUCCUAAGCAGAGCCAUUGCGGUACCAAGCUGUGAUGCACCCGGACAGAAUGCUGUCUUUGGUGCAUCGAUAGACAUUGACGCAGGUCCUCGGCGAUAUGCCAAAUUUGAGAAAGCAGAGCACUGGCAUGUUUACUUGGCCAUAGGGUCCACCUGGCCAAACCAGGACAAAUUGUUGAUGAUACCUACCACCGGAACGUGAAGUUCUGAACCAUAUCCACCUGACAGAGUUGUGUGCUUUGCCUUGCUUCCCAGAGGCAUCAAUGACAACUCUGUGUGCGCGCACACACACGCACACAAUAUCACCACAGAAAGAUGGAAUCUGUGGAGAUCAUGGACUCAGUGAUGGAGAGCAACUCAACUACAUUUCUUUUCCCAAGCUAUUCACACUGAUAGCUUCACUGACUCAAUAAUUGCAACACAAAGGGCUUCAGUAUUAAAUGAUUGUAUAUGGGAUAUGAAAUGUAAAAGAAAUAUCUGUGUUGUCUAAAUGUGCAUGCUGCUUUGCCAGUCACAUGUUGACAAAUCAUUCAGUGCAAUAUAAAUGCGUCUAAUUUAUAUGCGUCUAGAGAUGUGCAUGCUGCAAGAAGAGUGGCUGCUUCCGUGGGUUGUAGAGGCCACUACCUUUUAAAUGUUCACUGCUAGGCACAUCAAUGAAAAUAAAAUGGAAUAUUUUUCCAUCCUGAUCAAAGGCAAUACCCCUUUCAUUUCAAUGUUUGCAACUCUGUCAGAAACUUUUACGAUCAGUCUUUAGGCAAACAGCUUCAUUGUGAUAGGCUUAUUGUACUGCUGAUGUCAAUUCUCACAUCAUGUUCAUGGAUGUUAGUUUAGUCUCCCUAAAACCUGGCAUAUUGUUAAUUAUAAAUAAAACAUUGUGUACCCACUUCGAAGUGAGAAUAAAAAAAAUAUUUCUUUCUCAUGUUUCAUUUAAUCGCAGUCAUAUCUACCAAUUAUUUUUCUACAAGUUUGUCUGGCUGUUCUUUGGCGAAUCAGAUGGGUCCAUGUCUGCCUUGUUUUGGUGUAUGUUAUAUUAAAAAAAAAUUUGACAUUUUUAUUGCGUGACCGGAAUUUAAUUUAAAUAGGUAAGAAAGUGUUACAUCUGUGCACACUUCUUGUCCAACUCUUUA